Doryrhamphus excisus (bluestripe pipefish) is the source of this 7435-nucleotide messenger RNA. Its product is annotated as transcription factor SOX-6-like. Gene Ontology annotation, cellular component: nucleus. The record is from RefSeq and is a predicted model, not a curated record. NCBI's taxonomy places the organism in Eukaryota, Metazoa, Chordata, Actinopteri, Syngnathiformes, Syngnathidae. Gene Ontology annotation, biological process: positive regulation of chondrocyte differentiation; central nervous system development; regulation of transcription by RNA polymerase II. Gene Ontology annotation, molecular function: DNA-binding transcription factor activity, RNA polymerase II-specific; RNA polymerase II cis-regulatory region sequence-specific DNA binding.
GCGUGUCUUCAUCCGUCACCGGGACACACUCUGACUGACUUCACGUCCAUGCCGCGCAGGACGGGGAAUAACUUCUGCAAGGAGAACCUCGUAGAACCUUGCAGAACCUGCAGCGAGCGAGGCUGUGACCCACUCUCCCAGCCGGCACUCCGUCAGCACAGCUCCGACUCAUUGAGGACUUGUUGAGCAAAAGUUGGCCAUGGUGACUUUACUGGACGUCUUUGCCUUCUGAGUCCACCUCAAAAGUGUCCCAGCUUGGACCAGUACUUCCAACCAGAACCCCAGCACCCCCCACUCCAGACGUCCCCAGGAGAGCGCACAAGUCAACAGGUGACAUUAAUGAAGUUUGCAGUCAUCCAAAAGUGAGAGGACGGCGUUGGAGUUGUUCGAGUGUCUUCAUUAAUGAUGUCUUCCAUGAGAGCGUCGCCUCCCUUUCAUGGGGAAGCGGAGGGGCUCGGCCACAACAAAAACGACGACAACAACGCUGCCUGGGUUGACGACGAGGGUCCCAAGGAGACCACGUUACCCUCGCCUCUUGACCAGCCCCGCCCGGGCGAGCUACAACCAAUCAGAGAGAAGCGAGUGGGUGUGGACUCGUGGGAGAGCGUUGGAUCUUCUGUCAUGGACGACGACAGCGCUAAAGGCUGCUCCGUCUACUCUUACCGAGCCAACUCCACUUCCCCGCCCAAGGCGGAAGAGUGUUCCCGAGAUCGUGGUGAGCAGACGGCGGUGGGCAUUGCCUUCGGCACACCGGAACGCCGCAAAGGAAGCCUGGCGGACGUGGUGGACACGCUGAAACAGAAGAAGCUGGUGGAGAUGACCAAGACAGAGCAAGACGAACCGUCCUGCAUGGAGAGACUCCUCUCCAAGGAAUGGAAGGAACGAGUCGAUCGCCUGAACGCCACUGAGCUUCUAGGCGAGGUCAAAGGCACGACAGAGUCCCUGGAGGAGAAGGAGCAACAACUUUCCACCAUGAUCGGCCAGCUGAUCAGCCUGAGGGAGCAACUCCUUUCUGCCCACGACGAGCAAAAGAAGAUGGCCGCCUCACAGCUAGAGAAGCAAAGGCAACAGAUGGAGCUUGCCAGGCAGCAGCAAGACCAGAUUGCCAGACAGCAGCAGCAGCUACUGCAGCAACAACACAAGAUCAACAUUCUCCAACAACAGAUCCAGGUCCAAGGUCACAUGCCCCCCCUCAUGAUCCCCGUGUUUCCUCAAGACCAGAGAUCUUUGGCGGCUGCCGCUGCCGCACAGCAAGGUUUCCUCUUCCCACCGGGCAUGUCUUACAAACCAGGUGACAGCUACCCCAUGCAGUUCAUUCCUUCAACAAUGGCAGCCGCAGCGGCGUCUGGACUGAGUCCUCUUCAACUACAGCAGUUGUAUGCUGCCCAGCUGGCAAGCAUGCAGAUCUCACCGGGGGCCAAGAUGGCUCCCCUCCCACCGGGGCCCAACGCCUCCGGCCCCCUGUCACCCUCCACCCUGAAGAGCGAGAAGAGAGCCUCCAGUCCUGUCGCUCAAGUCAAGGAAGAAGGAUCCACACAGCCUCUCAACCUCUCAGCCCGACCCAAGACAGGAGAGCCUCUUCGGUCACCGACAUCACCAACUCAGACGUUGUUCUCCGGCAACAAGACCAGCCCCACUAGUGUAGGCAAGGCCCGCAUCCCCAGUCCGGUCUCCUCUAUGGGCCGGAACGCAUCCCUGGACAUCCUGUCCAGCCUGAACUCCACGGCUCUUUUCGGGGACCAGGACGCAGUGAUGAAGGCCAUCCAGGAGGCCAGGAACAUGAGGGAGCAGAUCCAUAGAGAGCAGCUCCACCAGCAGCAGCAGCAGCCUCAUCAUCAUCAUCCCCCUCCUCCUCUAGCCCCUCCUGGUCACCAAAACCUGGAGGUCAAACUGUCGGCGCUGAGCAGCAUGAGCCUCAACAAUGGCAACAAGGAGCGUCUGCACUACGAAACGUUGAGUCACCACCUGGGCAAGCUGGGCGAGGAUGCUGGGAAGAUGGUUCAUCGAGUCAUUGACCUCACCAGACCAGAAGAUCUGGAUGGAAGUAACAUCACGGAAGCGCGAGUGUUCCGGGAGGCGCGAGGCAGGAACAACAGCGAGCCGCACAUCAAGAGGCCCAUGAACGCCUUCAUGGUGUGGGCUAAAGACGAGAGGAGGAAAAUCCUGCAGACUUUCCCUGACAUGCACAACUCCAACAUCAGCAAGAUUCUAGGUUCUCGCUGGAAAGCCAUGACCAACCAGGAGAAGCAGCCGUAUUACGAGGAGCAGGCCCGCCUCAGCAAAAUCCACUUGGAGAAGUACCCCAACUACAAGUACAAGCCACGGCCCAAGAGGACCUGCAUCAUUGACGGCAAGAAGCUGCGCAUCGGCGAGUAUAAGCAAAUGAUGCGCUCGCGACGCCAGGAGAUGAGGCAGUUCUUUGUUGGGCCUCAGACUCCCAUUCCCCUUGGCAACAGCGCGGGUGCCAUGGGUGUCUACCCAGGCGCCAUUACCAUGGGAACGACAGCCACACCCUCGCCCCACCUGACCUCAGACUGCUCCAGCAACUCAGCCAGUCCCGAGCCGGCUGUGCCCGUCAUCCAGAGCGCGUACGGCGUCGUCAAGGCUGAGCCCGGCGGCGGCAACGAUGGUGCCAACGGAGAUGACGACAAUGACAUGUACGAGGACUUUGAGGACGAGCCCAAGUCGGACUAUAGCAGCGAGCACGAGACGCAGGAGGACAUCAGCGCCAACUGAGUGAGCUCACAGAGACAAAACGUCUUCAUCAGCGGACAGACGGCUGACAAUGACCUUUGACAAUCCCAGCCAGAGGAGCUGGUCACAUGACGCCGUGCUUGCUUCGUCUUCAAUAUUUAAGGAGUCAGCUACUUUUUAAUAUCUCCAUGUUUUUACUUCUCAUCGUUGAUUUUCUGCCGCCUGUAUAAACUCUGGACUGGCACAACUUGAAAUGACUUUGGAAGUUUGAAUAUCAGUUCUUCGAGUCUUACAUUCAUUUCUCAACAAACGACGGUGGCCCACAUGGGGGCAAACGUGCGGCGGCGACCAAACGCUCAUAACAUGCAAAAGACCCCAUAAAAAUCACGCAAUCACAACACUGUAAGAUGAAAAACAAAAACGAAAGAAAAAUGCUGCAAAUGCCAAAACACACACAAACUCCAACAACUGCAAGACCAGCCCUAAGGGAAAAGUUUUUACAGAUGUGAGUGGCAUGCCCAGAAGAAAGCUGGUGGAAUGGAGAGGUACAUUUUUAUUGAUGUCUUUGUUAAACUCUUGCUGUAUAAUACUGUAAAAUAAUCAUUCUUAUGUCUUUAAAGACGGAUAUCCCUUAGUGCUGAUGAGUCUGGUGAGCUAAGUUUUGUUACAUUCAGCAUUUCUCUCAUGAAAUUGUUUCAGGAUUUGCAGAUGUUUUGGGCAUUUGCAGCAUUUUUAUUUGGCAUUUGUUUCUGAUCCUGUAGCGUUUGUAGGAUUGCAGCGUUUUUCAAUCGUUUUAUGGUGUUUGUGUGGUUUUGGAUCAUUUGGAGCAUUGCCGCAUGCCACCGUAACAAACAGUGCAUCAAAUGUUUUGUUUUCUUGGACAAACUGCUUACAUGACAUUACUGUUGUUGUUUUGUUUUAUAUAUUAUAUAUAUAUAUAUCCCAGCUCAGGUAUGAUGUGCCAGCUUGUGAAUGUUUUUGUUUGUUUGGUACAAAAAGUGAGACGCAGGAUGAGCCAAAAUCCCUUCUAAGGCAACAUUAGGACGAUUCUUUUUCUGCUUACACUACUCACAAAAAGUUGGGGAUACGAUUUGAGGAUAAAGAUGGCAUUGAUUUUAAUUGGGGAUGAGACAGUAAAAACAGACAGUAAAAUUGCAAUUCAAAUUGAAAUUGAAGACAGUAAUAUAAGAAUUCCAUGAAAUCCGGAUUGAUCAUUUUGGUGUACAGUCGUCCGUCGCUACAUCACGGUUUCGAACAUCACACGUCUUGACAGACAAGUUAUCUGUAGUAUUGUGGACACUAGGAGUCGGUAAUGUUACAUGGAUGAGACAUUACGUUACCUUAACACUGCAUGUAGUCAGCUUUGGCACGUCCAACACGAUGGAGUGAAAAAAGCUCUUCUCGUGGAAAGGUUUUGGCUUCUUUCUUUGUCCUUCUUCCCCACUCUGCAGUUUAAAAUGAAUAAAUUGCCGUUUAACUCAUUAGCUCAGUAGCUUCCAUGCGAGAAGCAGCCAUCUCUGAUGUACCUGCAGUGAUCCCAUAUCCUGCACAAUGUGGUAUAAACAGAGAAUAACGGCAGUGUAAAGAUGACUAUAGGGGUGUUAGUUCAUGUCUGCAGGGCUCCUUUACAGGAGGGAUUCUCAACUGGUGGGUUUUUGACCAGUCAAAAUAAUAAUAAUAAUAAUAAUAAUAAUAUAAUGACCAUGUCCAUUGUCCAUGAAUGCACCUCAGGUUCUUUUUGCUUGCUAAGCCGCCAUGAGCGGCAUCUUAAAUAUAGAAUAUUUGAGAUGUUUUCAUUUCACUGCAUGUCGUUGAGCGUGAAAGCAUCUUCUGUGAAAUCUGAAAAUAUUGCAAAAUACUUAAUUUAAUAGAAUGCUUAACUUUAUUCAAGUACAGUGGAACCUCGGAUGGUGUCAUUAAGUCGUUCCAGAAGGUCUGACUCUCAUCGAUUCAAUUGUUCCAUAAGAAAUCCAAUUAGCCAAAACACAUUUCUUUGGUUUUAUAGUUAUAGUUAUAGCAACUAUAGUCUUGGAUGCAUAUACUGUAAAUGAUAACUGAGAGGGAUAAAUGAACAUUUAAGGUGACUUUUACCUUAAUUGAAGACAUGAGACAAAAACAAUGUGGCAGAGAGAUCAACAUGGACACAACCUUUGUGUCUUGCUGUGAGUUAUUUCUUGAAUUCAGUUGUUUCUCAGCUCAAAUUUAUGCUUUUCUUUUCAUUAUAGCGGCAAAAUAUCCCACAAUGGAGCCAAAGAAAGUUGCAAGUGCCAAAAUUUUGAUAAAGUGAAAAACACUAUGCACACAAAGGUGGUGUCCGUGUUGAUUACAAUUGCAUCAAUUACAUCUUCAGUGAAGGUCAAUGACCGUAAAGGUUCCCCCAAAUGUUACAAUUACCCUUUAUUUUGUCAUUUAUAUGCAUUUAGAAUUGUUUUAUGCAUGUUAAAAUCAUAAAAAUGUGUUUUGAUGACAACAUUUUGGAGUCAACUGCUGACACAUCGUAGACGGUUCCUGUUUCCACAUGUUAGCAAGCUAAUGACAGUUUUGUGACUAAAAGAAAUACAUAAACAACACAGUUGGACUCAUGCAGUGUUAAUUACACAACAAAACAUGUGAUACAGUGUAGGAUAAAUGGGAAAUGUAAACAAACCAGGGCAAAACUUGGCGUAAAUGUUCGACAUACAGUAUGCUAGCCGAGGUUUCACUGUUUCACUGAGGGAAUUUGUGUUUCAUUUUAGGAAUUCUCUGAAUUGCAAAGAAAAGGAUACCAAUUCCUGUAAUUCCAAUUCAACAUCCUGCGGGGUGGAGCCUUUUGUGAGUAGUGUGCUAUCAUUAUUAUUAUUAUUAUUAUUAUUAUGACACAAAAUGUGCCAAACGUGCAUUCACAUGGAGUGGGGAUGUCGUAGUCUUAACUUCUAAUGCUGCAAAAAGUCUUACACCAUCCGGCGCUCAUGAACCACAAGACCCACAAUCCCUUGAGGCCAUUUCUUAGCUGAACACUCAAAGACGUCUUAUAAGCGUCUCUUAAAUUCACAACGCUACUGUAGAGUUUCUAAAUAGUCUGAAUCUCUUCACUGUAUUUUCAACAGGUACGAAAAACUAUUUUGUCUUCUUAGCUUGUCUUUAAAUGUAUUUUUAGGGAAAAAAAAAAAGAACAGUCAUAGUUUGGGUCUGUUAUUUUAAAAAAAAAUAAGGUACUUUUUUCUACCUGGCAUGUAUAGUUAUCAUAGGUAAUAAUUUAUUAAGGUAAACAAUGGAGAGAAAGAGGUGCUCACUUUUUAUUUGAAGGCGAUGUCCGUGUUAACGCUGCUAUGAUUUUCAAGCAUUUAUCAUUUCAUUUGUUACUUUUUGUCCUAACAAUCUCAUUAAUUACAUGACAAUGCUUAAAGGUCAAGGAAUAUCGUCAGUUGUUGUCGGCCAAUCAGUAACCUGAAGAAAGUCGUACAUGGAAAAGGCACAAGAAAGAAAAUGAGGAAUCGUUGGCAUGAACUGAAACGAAAGAAAUGAUACAAGUUUUGUUUUUGUAGCUUUUAGAGAAUGCUCAUUGUUUACAAAAAGUGUUGAAGAAAUGAAGCUGAUUGAAAACAAUAGCAGUGUUGAACAUGGCCAUGGUCUUAGCAAAGCGCCCCAAUUAGAGCACUCAGGUUUUUUCCUCUUUCCUCUUCUUGUGUCUUUUCUUUUUCUGACAUUUUGAACAUCUUUCCAGUUUCUACACUUGUUACCUCCGUGUUCUUUUGUUUUUUUAUUUGACAAGCUCACGCCAUACAUACACAUCCUAAGCACUGGAUAGAUAUUCUACUUUGAUUUCCUUUUUUUUUUCUGUUGUUGACUGAUGUGACGUUGUUGUUUUUAUUUUCCAAGGUCCCAUGUUGUAGAGUCUUUAGCCAUCUUUGGGAGUGACCUCUGUUAACCUCAAGCUCUUUUCAAACGUGUGCGACUCAGGAGCACCUCCUGUUUGACACAUGCACACUUUCUAUGAUGGCUGUUUUGUGCGUUUUAACAUUUCAUUGUAUUUAUUAGCCAACUGUGGCUCUAAAAAGUGUCAGUACACAUAAUACUGGUGAGAAAGACAAUCAAGAUGAAAAAAAAAAACAAUAAAUAAAUCAACAAGUGCAGAUUUUUCAUUGGCUUUUCAGACGUUUGUAUGUUUGCAUGAAAGUGUGUUGUGUGUUUGACAACUUUGCACGAGUUACUGGUGCUGCCGCGCAACUUUCUUCUUCCAUAACUGCAGACUACGGCGCCUUCUUUCCACGCUGCUAAUUAUUUCCAACACAUUAUUUCUUUUUCCAAACUGGAGCUUUUCCUUUGGAUGUUGAGAGCCUGUUACAGUAAAUGUGGCCUAUUGUUCCACUGUGUAUGUGUGUGUGUGUGUGUGUGUGUGUGUGUGUGUGUGUGUGUGUGUGUGUGUGUGUGUGUGUGUGUGUGUGUGAGGUAAUGCCACACAUAGUGACGGCGGUGUGGCGUGCACGCGGCGGUCCUGGCAUUGCGAGCGGCCGAUCCCGGCAUCUCCCGCCAUACGCAGCCACAUCGUAAAUCUAAUUGGAAUUCCCAAAUCAACUUUAGUGUCACUGCUCACUUUGUCACACUCUCUUUUAGAGUGCCACACACACUUUUUGCCUGUGGCAAACACGACUCGUUGCCUCAAAAAGAAGUGCUACAUUUUGAUCAUAUUUGCCCUAGUGUCAUUGUCUUGGCUAGGACUUUUCAUUUGACUGUGAGCAGAUUACACAACUACCUAGCAUGA